ACCCAACUCCACGAGGGAAUACAUACUGAUUGCAGAAUUACCAUGUUUUGGCGAUGGAAGCAAAGCUAGAGCUUUGCCAUUUUCCCUCUUUCCAAUUUCUUCAUUAUCCACAAAAACUUCAAGUUAAAUACCUAAGAAUAUCAAUUCCUUUUCAGUCAAUACUCCUCUGAACAACUCGAAACGCAAUGCCAGGACUGAAUAUCCGGUUUAAGGAUGAAGAUUCGACAUCAUACCAACAAACCCAUGUUCCAUUUUUACCAGAGAACUCAAAUAAUUCAAUUUUAUGUUCCGGUGGAUUAUUCCUUGUCGAUAAUAAGAUCCCUUCAUCAAUUAUUAAUGCUAUUUUCGGUGACAAUUAUGUUCCCAUUAAACAUUCGACUGAAUUGCAUUCUCGUAGGAGGCCGGUUGUUGGGUUUGAAUUCUUGUGUUUGAGCUUAUCGAUUAAAGGGAAAGAUAUAGUUAUUAGGAAUUCGAGUGAGAGUUUGGAGCAGAAGAGUAUUAAGGAGGCUCGGGCGGCUGUUGGCGAAGGAAGUACGGCAGUGAAGGCUGGAAAAGUAUCGAAGGUUAGCUUGCGCGGCCGCGGGGCGGUGAACACUACCAAACAUUUGUGGGCUGGAGCUGUGGCUGCCAUGGUUUCAAGAACUUGCGUCGCUCCACUUGAGAGAUUAAAGCUGGAAUAUAUAGUCCGUGGUGAAAAGAGGAAUAUAUUUGAGCUCAUCAAGAAAAUAGCAGUAACACAAGGCCUGAAAGGUUUUUGGAAGGGAAAUUUUGUUAACAUUCUGCGCACAGCACCUUUUAAAGCAAUCAAUUUUUAUUCUUACGAUACAUAUAGAAAGCAGCUUCUCAAAUUAUCUGGGAAUGAAGAAACCACGAAUUUUGAGAGGUUUAUUGCUGGUGCUGCAGCUGGCAUGACAGCUUCAGUACUCUGCUUGCCACUAGACACUGUUCGGACGAGGUUGGUGGCGCCUGGUGGAGAAGCACUUGGUGGUGUAAUUGGAGCUUUUCGUCAUGUGAUUCAAACUGAAGGGUUCUUUUCUCUUUACAAGGGUUUACUCCCGUCUAUCUUGAGUAUGGCACCCUCAGGAGCUGUUUUCUAUGGGGUAUAUGACAUUUUGAAAUCGGCUUAUUUGCAUUCACCUGAAGGAAGAAAAAGAAUUCAGAACAUGAGACAACACGAUCAAGAAUUGAAUGCUUUAGAACAACUCGAGUUGGGACCAAUGAGGACUUUCCUGUAUGGAGCUAUUUCCGGUGCUUGUGCUGAAGCUGCUACCUAUCCAUUUGAGGUUGUGAGGAGGCAGCUCCAACUGCAAGGCCGAGCUACUAAAAUGAGUGCAUUGGCAACAGCCGUCAGAAUCGUUGAACGAGGAGGUCUGCCUGCUCUUUAUGCAGGUCUUUUUCCCAGUUUACUACAGGUGUUGCCUUCAGCGUCAAUAAGCUACUUUGUUUACGAGUUCAUGAAGAUUGUUCUUAAGGUGGCGUGAAUCACGGGAAGUUCAAGUUUAUAGUUAAGUAGAGGAAAUUCUCAAGAAACAGCAGAGCAAUUGGAUUCAUUCACAUGUAGCAGUUAAUAUACUCUACAGUCUCAGCAUCCUUAACUAUUCUCACCUGCAUUUGUUAUACAACUUUUCUGAAACUUGGAUCAUUUUCUACCAUAAAAUGGAAUCUUGAUUUUGCAUUUUUUUUUUCAUUGCGAAAUAAAUCCUGUACCAAUGGAUUAUAUGUUCGAGUAAAUGCAGUAGACACCAUAUUUUA
Molecule: messenger RNA, 1752 nt
Organism: Olea europaea var. sylvestris
Lineage: Eukaryota; Viridiplantae; Streptophyta; Magnoliopsida; Lamiales; Oleaceae
Product: probable mitochondrial adenine nucleotide transporter BTL3
Exons: 4
Coding region: 186-1481 (431 amino acids)
Biological process (GO): transmembrane transport
Source: RefSeq, a predicted model, not a curated record